AUGGGUGCUCACUGUGGGUUCCAAGAAGAUCAUACCUUUGAAGCAGUUCGUGGCUGACCAAACGGAGUUGUUUUUCUUUCCAGGCCCGCACCUAGGAGUCCUAGAAUUCUUCCAGCCGGAAGCAGAGCGCCCACUGGACUGGUGUGGGAAAUUCACGCAAGUUUCCCUCAGGUACUGUACAAUACUUCGAUAAGAAAUCAUAGUAGACGGUGAUCGCCAAAUGCGACACUUUGAAGAUAGUUGUCCGUCAUAAUUCAAAUGAGGCAACUAAUACUUGUUCGACAAGCAUCUUCAGUAACAAAUAAUAUUCACUCAAUUCUUCAUCAGUUUCGAAGGCGAUUUGUCAGAGCUAAGUUUCGAGCCAUUCGAUACUGAAUGGCUUGCGCCGGAUUCGCGGGCAUUGACGAUCGCCCUGGAUCCUCCAGAAGAGGUUUUCAGUAGGCCUGGCAGUAUGCGUGACCACAUGCAGAUGCGGAAGCGAAGGCGGAGUGAAGCUUUGGAGUCAAGUGAGCGCAUGUCUGGAACAAGCGACAUCUUGAGCAGCGGGCCACCAGUAGCUGCGGGAGUGCGGUGUCCUUUGAAGGGUAGGCUCGUUCCCGUACUCUACACCGGGUCGCAACUUUACCUCGUGUAUCCAGAAAUGCACACCUUCUGCCGCGUGUCAUUCAUGUCGGCGCAAAACAACCCGAAUGUCAAAGCGAAGUACUUACAUUUAUAGAUACAAGAAGGUGACCUCGAUUCCGAGGCAGCAGUAGAUGUGCCUUUGAUAAUGCCGAAGAUGGGUUCUUGAAUGACCAACAAAUUGAUUUUUAUCAUACUCCAGGUAUCAGACGUGGGACAUGAAGGUGUCGACACUUGCUGGGUCGCCCCCCAAAAUUGAGACCCAAAUGACUGCGCCAAGCAUGAACGGCAUGUCGCUUACGAAAGAAGUUAUCCAGUCUCUGUCUCUGGCGCAAAGCAUCGAAACGAUGGUUUUGGAGUCCCCGUUCUUGCGACCUGCGCGCUCGUCGCCUUUCACCAUCAUGUAUAAACCCAAGCCGAAGAAGAGGCUACCGACAUUAGCAUUGGCUCCGAAGUUAGGUCACGAACGGGAGAAGCGUGUAGGCUCUGUGAGCGGCGGCAGUCGCUCAGGAGGGAACACAGCGUCAACGUCGCUGCAAGAGUACUUUGCUAUGAUUUUUAUCAGCACGAAUUGUAUGUUGAUUAUGAUCUCGGCUCUCUUGUGGAGUAAACCAAUUUCUUCGUGUACCAUUCAAUCCAAGCCAAUCAUGAACCACCAUUACAAAAUGAUGCCUUGUUGCUCAGGUCAUCAAGAGCCAGCUUGAUCGGCGACGACGAGCCAACGCAGCAGGCAGAGCUACGAAAGGUGAAGAAGCCGAAGGGGUACUUGCUUCAGAAUACUGAUCUGCGAACCUAUUCUGUUUGUAAUUGAGUUAUGAAUAAAGUGAAUCACAAUUGGUCGUGAAUCAGAUUUUUUGGUUUCUCCAAGUAAUAAUUCGCAUUGGAUGACAUUCGUCCUAUGUAUCCUGUUGAUUAUGCGCUAGGGUCGAAGCAUCACGAGAAAUGUCUAUGUCAAUCAGGAUGCACUUCGCGAACCGUGUCCCCUCUGGUGGUACUUUGGUGGAAAAGGCGCGCCACGCGUACGCAAAGAGGCACGAAUCGCGAACGCAGAAGAAGAUCGACGCUCUGUAUCAGAACGAGGCAAACGCCUACGCCCGCACACUCUUAAAUCGAAUGUACUAUCGUGCGAUGGAGCACGUAAUCCGAGCACAAACUCCAGUUUCGGCUCCGCAUGUCUUCGCAGAGUUUCCAAGGUCUACUUUGUUUUUAUUUUUUUAUUGCUGUGCUUACUUCUAGAAUCUAGACCUUUUCCACGCACUACACAGUGAACUGAAUGAAAGUGGUCAUGUAGUAGGAUCUAGACUCAGAGUUAUGUAUCCGGCCAAGCGCCAAUAUUAAUCACAAAUCAAUUACUUCCCUUCGAAUUUCCAUCGAAUCGAAAUCAAUUAGGUCAGCAUUGGCUGCAAGCCCGCAGCACCCGAUUGGUGGCCGUGGCAGCAUCAAGCAGACUGAGCCGCCACUGCUUUCGCAAGAACGCCUUGGCAAGAAAGACGAUUUCCUCGUGGACACGAAUCUACUGCGUUACGACUGCUUACCGGCCGAAGACUCCAGUGUCCCAUGGUUCUCGCACAAACUGGGCGCAGGAGGAAGCGGUCACGUACCCUUGUCUAGGUGAAGAGUGUCGUAAGAAGUAUUCUCUCUGUUCGAUGCGGCAGAACAGUGUGUUUACUGAACAUCUUUCUAUUUACUUCUCCGUACAGAAUAAUUUACUGGGGCUCGUUUGAAGCUCUUUCUCGCUGCAUGAGUCGUAGCAUAUCACGACAUGGAUUCAUUUUCAUAGAAAUGCAAAUGCUGAAUAGAUGUGGAUUAGGCUAAGGAAGUAAGCAAAUUCACAAAGAAAACGUAGAAGAAUACUGUAAAACAGUCUAAGCAUAGAUUUGAAAAUGAAUUUUCUUACCUCAAAGUUGCACAAAGUGAACUGAUUUUUCUGUAUUUGCUUACUCGAGAUUUUCAAAAUAGAACAGCUGUAAAGUCCUUUAUUCAAACUUACCCUUUUCGUUAGAUUAACAAUUAUAUGUCUUUUUACUCAUGGAGAUGCCGCAACACUCGUCCCUAUUCUGAGAGAAAAUUCAAGACUGCCUUGGAGGUAAAUAAACUUUCAUGUCUAAUAUACAAAAUGCGUACUGUGGAUAAAGGCUUUCGAAGAAAUGCUUUGCUCAGAACUGAAAAUCUGGACGAUACUUCAACGUCGAGAAGACUUUGAACAAGGUUUUGUGAUCAC
Molecule: messenger RNA, 2842 nt
Organism: Amoebophrya sp. A25
Lineage: Eukaryota; Dinophyceae; Syndiniales; Amoebophryaceae
Source: the annotation of a GenBank genome assembly